Molecule: messenger RNA, 2812 nt
Organism: Gavialis gangeticus (Gharial)
Lineage: Eukaryota; Metazoa; Chordata; Crocodylia; Gavialidae
Gene: FZD10
Product: frizzled class receptor 10
Exons: 1
Coding region: 7-1764 (585 amino acids)
Biological process (GO): non-canonical Wnt signaling pathway; canonical Wnt signaling pathway
Cellular component (GO): plasma membrane
Molecular function (GO): Wnt receptor activity; Wnt-protein binding
Source: RefSeq, a predicted model, not a curated record
GCCGGCAUGGGGCCCGCCGGGAGCCACCUGAGCCCCCGCCUGUGCCUGCUGCUGCAGGUGCUGGGCUUGUGCGCCGGCAUCAGCUCCAUGGACAGCGAGCGCCCGGGCGACGGGCGGUGCCAGCCCAUCGAGAUCCCCAUGUGCAAGGACAUCGGCUACAACAUGACGCGGAUGCCCAACCUGAUGGGCCACGAGAACCAGCGCGAGGCGGCCAUCCAGCUGCACGAGUUCGCGCCGCUGGUGGAGUACGGCUGCCACGGGCACCUCAAGUUCUUCCUCUGCUCCCUCUACGCGCCCAUGUGCACCGAGCAGGUGUCCACGCCCAUCCCGGCCUGCCGGGUCAUGUGCGAGCAGGCCCGGCUCAAGUGCUCCCCCAUCAUGGAGCAGUUCAACUUCAAGUGGCCCGACUCCCUGGACUGCGGCAAGCUGCCCAACAAGAACGACCCCAACUACCUGUGCAUGGAAGCCCCCAGCAACGGGUCGGAGGAGCCGCCCCGGGGCUCCAGCAUGUUGCCCCCCAUGUUCAGGCCGCAGCGGCCCAGCGGCGCCCACGACUUGCCGCAGCCCAAGGACAGCCUCAGCCGGGGCUCCUGCGACAACCCGGGCAAGUUCCACCACGUGGAGAAGAGCGCCUCCUGCGCCCCGCUCUGCAGGCCGGGGGUGGACGUGUACUGGAGCAGGGAGGACAAGCAGUUCGCCGCCAUCUGGAUUGCCGUCUGGUCCAUCCUGUGCUUCUUCUCCAGCGCCUUCACCGUCCUCACUUUCCUGAUCGAUCCCCAGCGCUUCAAGUACCCCGAGAGGCCCAUCAUCUUCCUGUCCAUGUGCUACUGCGUCUACUCGGUGGGGUACAUCAUCCGCCUCUUCUCGGGCGCCGAGAGCAUCGCCUGCGACAGGGACAGCGGCCAGCUCUACGUGAUCCAGGAGGGCUUGGAGAGCACCGGGUGCACCAUCGUGUUCCUGGUGCUCUAUUACUUCGGGAUGGCGAGCUCCUUGUGGUGGGUCAUCUUGACUUUGACUUGGUUUCUGGCUGCUGGGAAAAAAUGGGGGCACGAAGCCAUUGAGGCCAACAGCAGCUACUUUCAUUUGGCAGCCUGGGCCAUUCCAGCUGUGAAGACCAUCAUGAUUUUAGUUAUGAGACGGGUAGCUGGAGAUGAGCUGACAGGACUGUGCUACGUCGGAAGCAUGGAUGUGAACGCCUUGACGGGAUUUGUACUCAUCCCUUUAGCUUGCUACCUAAUCAUUGGCACGUCUUUUAUUCUCUCUGGUUUUGUGGCCCUCUUCCACAUCCGGAGGGUGAUGAAAACCGGCGGGGAGAACACAGAUAAGCUGGAGAAACUCAUGGUCCGGAUUGGUGUCUUCUCGGUCUUGUACACGGUGCCUGCCACUUGCGUGAUAGCUUGCUACUUUUAUGAAAGACUUAACAUGGAUUAUUGGAAAAUCGUGGCGACUCAGCAGAAAUGCAAGAUGAACAAUCAGACUAAAAAUUUAGACUGCACGAUGAGCAAUUCCAUCCCGGCAGUCGAAAUUUUUAUGGUCAAAAUUUUCAUGUUGCUGGUUGUGGGCAUUACUAGCGGGAUGUGGAUCUGGACUUCAAAGACUCUUCAGUCCUGGCAAAAUGUCUGCAGUCGAAGAUUAAAGAAGAGGAGUCGGAGAAAACCUGCAAGUGUUAUCACGAGUAGCGGGAUCUACAAAAAACCUCAGCAUCCCCAGAAAACCCACCAUGCAAAAUAUGAAUCUGCAUUGCAGCCACCCACCUGUGUAUGAACGGGCUGCGUAGGAAAGGGGCUCAGCCUGUAGAGAGUUGCAAACGGCCACUGUAGCAACCCGCAACUGAAAAUAAGAAUUGGUGCUUUUUGUCAGAGGACGGUAGAGCAGAGCAAGGCAAAAUGUGUCCCCCUGAAAUUCGUGAGAAACUGCAGGUAAAUCUACUUAGGGAAAUGUUUUCAGUGAAAGGAGUCUUGUCAGUGUGAGCAGCCUCUUCCGUUUCUAAGUUAGAGUAAGAGCCUUCAUCCAGCCCUCUGAUGUUGCUUAACUUUCUGUAGCUGAGCCGGCUUUCUUACAGCUUUCUGAGUAACGAGGUAGGGUCAAGUUUUGUGGAGCUCCUAUUCUGCUGUCCAAGGGCCUGCUUGAGGAAUUGUUAUUUGGGGAAACAAACGGUUCCACCGAGGCCUGCGCUCAGUAAGUGUGCACUGCUGUCUGUGCAGGCAACUUGUGUGCGAACCUGAAAAAAAAAAAAAAAAGAGAGCCUUUCCAACGCUUCUCACUUUACUGGGUUUGGAGUGCCUAAAACUGGGCUCAAUCUACAAGGCUCACCAAUAUGCUUUUGCUAAAAGAGAAACUUCCUGCACCAGACAAACUUUGUGAAUAAGAAUAAUGUGCAAUACAUUUUUUUUCCCUUACCAUGACAUGAAAAGAGAAACAAGUAUUUUGCUGUACAUAAAGGCAACAAAAGAAAUCCCUUAACAAAAGAACUAAGAGGUCUAGUCCUCAGAAACCCUUUAGUGUUACAUUUUGUGGCUUUUUAAUGGAAAUCAAGCCAAUGUUAUACACGUUUGGACUGAUUUGUGCAAAAAAAAAGGGGGGAAUCAAUUCAAAGAGACCCAAAGGGCUUAUUGACUCUUUCUAUUGUUAAACAAAUUCUCACCAUGAAUAGAUCAAGAAGCACUAGAUUCUGCAAAGGGAAGCUUUGUAUAGAGUGAUGCUCUUUACUGUGCUGUGGGCGCAAUUAUUUGCUGUAUAUAUGUGUAACAUACGAUUAUUUUUCACGCUCCACUAUUUUAUUAAAAAUAAAAUAUGUUCUUUAGUUUGAUAA